Messenger RNA from Fusarium redolens, 2171 nucleotides. RefSeq names its product LETM1-like protein-domain-containing protein. Bases 181 to 1680 code for a protein of 499 amino acids. NCBI's taxonomy places the organism in Eukaryota, Fungi, Ascomycota, Sordariomycetes, Hypocreales, Nectriaceae. The transcript has a single exon. Gene Ontology annotation, cellular component: mitochondrial inner membrane. Gene Ontology annotation, molecular function: ribosome binding. The record is from RefSeq and is a predicted model, not a curated record. Gene Ontology annotation, biological process: intracellular monoatomic cation homeostasis.
CCGGAACCCUUUGAUGGGCAAUGGUGAGCAUCGCCUUUUUGAUGAGGUGUCGUUUAUCUCCUCUGCUAACCUCUCACCAAAGCCCGAGCUCUCUCACGAGGUGUUACUCCCGCCCUUCUCGGUCGCCACGUCAGUCGUAAUGUCAAAGUCCCUGCCAUUGCUCUGUUGAUUCCUCGAUCGAUGAGUACCGACCAUCACCGACACGAUCCCAGUUCUUCUGGCCCGCCCCCGGGAUUCAAUGCCGAGCAGGCUAAGAAGCCGCUUCCCAAGGAUUCUACAGAUUCUGUUGUUGCUAAGAAGGAGGACAAGAAGCUUGACCCGAACCCCAAGGACGCUGCUGUACUGAAGUCCGCCGAUGCCUCUGCCGCAGCCAAGGCUGAUACAGAAGUCGUGGCCACCAAGGAGGGUGUGAUGGAGAAGGGCGAUGCUGCUCAAAAGGCCAAGGAGGAGAAGAAACUUACUCUUUGGGAAAAGGUCAAGAAGGAGGCUCACCACUACUGGGAUGGAUCUAAGCUGCUCGCCGCUGAGGUCAAGAUCAGCUGGCGAUUGGCCCUCAAGAUGGCUGCCGGAUACGAGCUCACUCGACGUGAGAACAAGCAACUUCAGCGAACAGUCCAGGAUCUUGGUCGUUUAGUGCCCUUCUCCGUCUUCAUUAUCGUUCCUCUGGGUGAGGCACUUCUGCCUCUUGCCCUCAAGCUCUUCCCCAACAUGCUCCCCAGCACAUUCGAGGGACAAAAGUCAAAGGAGGCCAAGGCCACACUUCUCCGAUCCACACGCAAGGAAGUCAGUCAAUUCUUAAGACAAACACUCGGCGAGUCUGGCUUGCCAGUGAGUCAAGCAACAACACAAAAAGAAGAGUUCUCCAACUUCUUCCGCAAAGUUCGCGCCACUGGCGAGACACCAACAGCCGAGGAUGUUAUCAAGGUCUGCAAGGUCUUCCGCGACGAUUUGACCCUCGAUAACUUGUCACGACCUCAGCUCGUUUCCAUGUGCAAGUACAUGAACCUUAACACAUUCGGUACCGACAUGAUGCUCCGAUAUCAGAUUCGCCACCGCAUGCGACAGAUCAAGCGCGACGACAAGGCCAUUAGCUACGAGGGCGUUGACAGUCUGACCGUUGCCGAGCUUCAGGCUGCUUGUGCUGCUCGUGGUAUCCGAACACACAGUGUCUCUCCCGCUCGCAUGCGAGCAGACCUUCAGACUUGGCUCGAUCUCCGACUCAAGGAGGGUGUUCCCUCAACACUUCUCGUUCUGAGCAACGCCUAUAUGUACGGCCAAGGCUCAGGUGAGGGUUACAACCAGAUUGACGCUCUCAUCGGUGUCAUGUCUGCCAUUCCCGAGGAGCUGUAUCACGAGAUCGAGCUUGAGGUCCACAGCGCUGAGGGUGCUGCCACCAACAAGCAGCGACUCGAGGUCAUCAAGGAGCAGCAGGAUCUCAUCGAGGACGAGGCGGAGCAGGACCAGGCUAGUCAAAGCUCCGGUUUCGCCACUCCCCGAGACACAGAUGAUAUCGAUGAGAAGGAGGAGAGAAUGGCUCAAGCUCAAGCCGAGGGUCUCGGCAAAAAGCAAGUUAGCGAGAUGGUUGAGGCCGAGAUGGAGUUGGCCAAGGCUGCUGAGUCUGCUGCAUCACUAGAGAAGGAGAUCCAUGCGAGCUCUGGAGCGUCUAAGGAGCAGAAAUAGACGAGAGGAGGUGAAGUGAGCUUGAGGCUCAAUGUACCAUGACUUGGUGUGUGUUUUCAUAUGUAUGACUGUAUGGAUUGGUAUGGCAUCAAGGCGGGAUGGGAAUUAGGCGCUGUGCUGCUGUAUCAAAACUGGCCCCCGACAUUUGAGAGGACCGAAGAUUAAGUAUUACUUGUUUGGGAUAGACCACUCUCGACGGGAAGCAAUAGAUUCCACUGAAUGAUUUUAUUUGUAUAUAUAAUUGAUUUGCCAGAAACACUUGCAAUUGUGAGUUAUUUCCGGGUUAUCUUCUAUUGAUGCCUAUGAGACCCUUGGGCUUGGCUGAGCUGCGUCAUCGUCUUUGCUAAUGUAGAUCCUGAUAGAGGGAUACUUUGGAAGUGAUGAUGAGGGAUCACUAUGGCCACCGGAUAUGAGAUAGCGUACCUGUAAAUGACUGAGCAAAUGAAAGAAACUAAUUGGAAGAGUACGACCAAGUCUUUAUAAUCUCAGAC